AUGCCCCUGUCCAUAUCCGUCAUUUCUCUCUCUGUCUCUGCCCAUGUCGAGCCCGUCCCCGAUGAGUCCCUCUCGCUCCCGUCCAAUCUGGACAUGGGGAACAGGCUCGGACAAGACAACCUGGAAGCCCUCGUUCUCUGCCGCAAAGCACUGGCACCACUCAAGCACUCGACAGCCCUUUUUCAAAAGGACAAAGUGGACUUCAGCCCAGUCCUCUUCCAGAGUCCCGAUUGCUUAGGCGGACGUAGCGGCGUCUGUCUUGCAGCCGACCUCUCUCCCUACUGGCACGGCUCCCCUUGUUUGCUGCCCACGGCUGCUGUCGAUGCAACUGCUGCUGCUGUUGCCCGCUCUGGAUACCACGGAUUCCUCCAUAGAGAGAGCCCUUCUGCCGACCUGAACUUGGACCUCGAUUCCCAUUCAUCCACCCGCCCAUCCAUCCCAGUCAUCCAGUCCUCUAGCUAA
This is a messenger RNA of Neurospora hispaniola, 462 nucleotides long. RefSeq lists its product as uncharacterized. The coding region runs from base 1 to 462 and encodes 153 amino acids. NCBI's taxonomy places the organism in Eukaryota, Fungi, Ascomycota, Sordariomycetes, Sordariales, Sordariaceae. The transcript has 2 exons. The record is from RefSeq and is a predicted model, not a curated record.